AAAAGAAGCCCAAUAUUCAGAUUCAAAUUUUAAACUUGGCCGUCCAUUUCAAUCAUGAAGCUGUUAUGCGGAGCAAUUGUCUUAGCGCUGGUGCAAUCCUCGCUUCAAGCUACCGAUUACUGUACUGCAAACCUUUGUAAAACUGGCGUUAAACAUGUGGGUUGCAAUCCACCUGCCGCGUUUGGAAAACCUGGAGGAGCCUUCGUACCACUUGAUGCCGCCAAACAAGCCCUGAUUUUAAGUGAACACAACAAACUGAGGAACAAAAUUGCUUUAGGAUUGGAGAAAAAUAGCGCUGGAGUAGCAUAUCUUCCGGCCGCUAGAAUGACUACCAUGCAAUGGGACGCAGAGUUGGCAACCUUAGCUUCGAUAAAUGCCAAGCAGUGCGUAAUGAAACACGAUUCUUGCCGUAACACCGUUGUUUACAAAUACUCUGGUCAAAAUCUGGCCAGUUAUGGCACCACUGCCUCCACUGUCAAUGCAACUGCACAGCUUAUCUCAAUGAUUGGCAAUUGGUACAAAGAAUCUGCAAACGCCAAUCCCCAAUUCAUCGAUGCGUACCCAUCUGCUGCUCCGCCGGCCGUUAUUGGACAUUUUACCCAAGUGGUCAAGGACAUUUCGGAUCGUGUAGGGUGCGGUAUGACCACCUGGAAGGAAAAUGGCUGGAACAAUCUGCUGUUGGCAUGCAACUACGCGAGAACCAAUAUUUUGGGAGAAGCAACUUACGUGAAGGGAACGACGGCGUCGAAAUGCACCACCGGUAAAAAUACACAGUUCCCGGGUUUGUGCAGCGUGAAGGAAGUUGUCAAAUAUUGAGGUUGAAUAAAUCAGAUGAAAAUUAAACAAAAUUGAAUUAUCGCGUUUCUCAUUAGUUGGAGUAUUUUUCUUGAUUUUGGAAGUGUAUUUUCUGAUUUGGGCCGGAACAAAUUUCAAAUCCUUCUUUUGUCACUCGGAGUUGAAACACCGCGAGCAGGGGACAAUAAAAAAUAAUGCGAAAAAUAAAUAAAUUGGAA
Messenger RNA from Uranotaenia lowii, 1013 nucleotides. RefSeq names its product antigen 5 like allergen Cul n 1-like. The record is from RefSeq and is a predicted model, not a curated record. The coding region runs from base 55 to 816 and encodes 253 amino acids. The transcript is spliced from 4 exons. Lineage: Eukaryota; Metazoa; Arthropoda; Insecta; Diptera; Culicidae.